CAAAACAAAAUGUUAUUAGUUUUAAUACUCCUCAUUGCGCCAGCUUUAUCUAGGGCUGAAACUACCAAAGGAGAAUGUAGCGAGAACGCGAUUUUUCCCGCCUGUGGCCAAGAGCUUCGGCCGUCUUUACAGGAUCUGGCUGGGAAUGCGACACUGCUUUCUACAGAAUUAAGUCGAAUGACCAUCGUAAGCUUUCUUAAUCUGCUUACCGAUACGAAGCUCAGGCAGAUCUUCCUGGAAGCAUUACAAAACUCCAUUGAAUUAACCGCAAGUUUUUCGCUAAACUCUCUUGAAGGGAACCGUGCAAAGCUUCGACGAACAGUUCUUAUUGGUCUGCUGGAUCUCUCGGAUCAGUUCAUCAAUAUCGCGAAACACUUCAUGAAUGACGAUACAAUUGCUAUCCGAAUGUCAUCGGUUCUUUGCCGUCUCCAAGACAUGUCCCACUCAGCUGAGGAAGUCUUACGCAAGCUAGACAAAACUUCCCUACGCACUUUUGUAGCCUUUACAACAAUUGACGCCAGUAUUGCGCUGAUGGUGCGCUGUUUCGACCCGAAAAAAUUCCGCGACGGAUGCACUCUAUUACUGGAUACAAAAAAGUUUGUGAUUAAAAACGUUCGAGGAACGGUGGCCAAUUUCUCGUGAUCGACUUCAUUUAUAUCGUUGUAUACAAAAAUACCUGCAUUUGAAGAUUACUGAUCCUAGCCGCACGUUACGACACAUUUAACUUGAAGAAGACUGAAAUUGACUUUUUUUGGAAAUUAAAAAACUUGAAGCAAGAAACCUCUGAGGACUUAUAUUCUGGCCUAGCCUAUAGUAGCACUGUGAAGUUGCGUUCGCCGCCGAAGUUCUACCCAGAACACAGCA
Messenger RNA from Varroa destructor (honeybee mite), 864 nucleotides. RefSeq lists its product as uncharacterized. The record is from RefSeq and is a predicted model, not a curated record. NCBI's taxonomy places the organism in Eukaryota, Metazoa, Arthropoda, Arachnida, Mesostigmata, Varroidae.